Molecule: messenger RNA, 1773 nt
Organism: Stylonychia lemnae
Lineage: Eukaryota; Ciliophora; Spirotrichea; Sporadotrichida; Oxytrichidae
Source: the annotation of a GenBank genome assembly
AUGUUAGACAGAAUGCGUUCUAAAUCUUAAUUCUACUUAGUACUUGAAUAUUGUAAUGGGGGUGACCUGUCUUCAUUUGUAUAGAUUGUUGGAAAACUCCCAGAAGAUAUUUGUAGGCUUAUAAUCAUGCAAAUCAUCGAAGGCAUGAUGCACCUGCAUAGUUUACACGUGCUUCACAGGGAUCUCAAAUUGGCUAAUGUAUUAUUGCAUUUUCCUGACAUGGAAGGUAGAGAAGAUAUGAUAAAUAAUGAUUGGCUUAGAAAAGUGGAUUUAAAGGCGACCAACUUCCAAAUUAAAAUAGCUGAUUUAGGAUUCUCUAAAAUUCAGUAAGAUCCUGAUGAUUUAAGCGUCACAUACUGUGGCACCCCGAUCAAUAUGGCUCCAGAAGUAUUGAAUAGAGGAGUUUAUAACUAUAAAGCAGAUGUAUGGUCCUUAGGGACCAUCCUAUUUGAAUUAUUAACUGGAAAAUCACCUUUUAAGGCUGCAUAAAAUAAAGAAGAGUUAAAAAAGUGUCACAGGAAUGUUGUAAUUUCUAAUCCUAAGGAUUUGCUAUUUUCAAAAGAGUGUCUAAGAUUUAUCAAUCUCUGCCUAACUUAUAACUAGUAUAAACGUCCAAGUUGGCGUGAACUUUUAGAUCACAAUUUUAUCAGACUCCCAAAAUAAUAGUAAUCAGAUAAAAUGUUCUCCUUAGAUUAAAUCUUGCCAAUAGAAAACUUAAUGCAUAAGCAUAUGAAAAUAAAAGAGAUAAAAAAUGCAUCAGACACUAUUCCAGUAAAUAGUAAUCCAUUUUUUGAUUAAUAAGAAGAAAAUAUAAACGAAAUCAUUAAUGAUUAAAAAACUGAUUACAAGCAUCUCAAAUAUUCAUCAGCUCAUAAGAAUCCGUUUAAUGAUCAUAUGAAGAGCCAAUAAAAUUAUCCUAUAGAUCAGACGAUUGGUAAAAGUAGGCUUGAUUCAAAAAGCAUAGAUUCAUAAGAGUUGCAGAAGAUAAAAGAUGAAGAUGACGAUGAAUGGAAUGUAGAUGUUAGUAGUGAGGAGUUAGACAAGGGUAUUCUAUCAAAAUAAUCAAAAAAUAAGGGAAAAAAGAGGAAAAUUGACUUAUUUCUUUCGUGUCGUAACAUUGUAAUAAAGUCAGCAUCUCAAAUUAAUGAGAACUAUCAAGGUUCAUCAUCAGACUCCUUCUAAAAUAAUUAAGCUCUUUCACCACAAGGGUUUUACAGUAAAAAUUUCUUAAGCAAUGAAAGUCAGUAAAAUAGCGCUAAUUAACCUAUUAAAUAACAUCCAUAAAAAGGAAAUAGAUAUUCCUUUUUCUAGAAAAAUCAAGAUUAAAACUAAUUUAGCGUAUAGUAGAAUGACAGCGGUAGUGAAUCUGAACUUGAGAAUGAUGUAAAUUAAGAUGAGGGAAGUUUAAAAAUGCCCUCAUAAUUCAACAAAUUUAGCACCACAGAAUCUCCAUUUUCUGUCAAGAGUUCUGAUCAUGCUAUAAAGGAUUCAAAUAUAGAGGAAAGUCAUAGAUUAGACAGUAAUUAAUCAGAGAAAAAAUCUUAUAAAAUGUCUACCUCUAAAGCCUAAUCCUCAUAAUCACUUAGUUUUAGUCGUCAAUAAAAAGAAGACUUCUCUUAAAAUUAUCUAAAGAGGAAAAAAAGCUUUGCAUAUAGGAAAAGCAAGUUCUAUUACCUAUCAAUUUAAAAUUCAUGUAAAUCAUUAGAUGAAAUAACUGAGAAUAAUUCCAAUUAGUAUAAUGUCAAUAUCAGAGACGACUCAGUGGAAGAGUGA